GAGAAAAAGAGGAGCAGGAAGAGGGGUGUAGGGGAAUGUGAAGAGGGGGCAAAAGGGAAAUGAGAAUGAAAGGUGCGGGGGAGGGGAUGAUUACUGACGAGGGGACUGGGGAGAGGUUAAAUAGCAGCUGCGGUGAAAGGGAAAGUUCAGAUAGAGGGCUGGGUGAGCGAAGAGGGAGUGUGAGCGGUCCCGAGAAGGGCGGCCCGAAGCCGGGCAGACGGAACUGCACUCCGGUGCGGACUCGAACUUCGGCUCGGCCGGGACGGGCCGGGCUGGACUGUGGCUGCCGUUUCUCCGCGAUGCUGCAGCGGCUCCUCUCCGUCUGGAAGCGCUACAAGUACCGGCUGGUGCCCUGGAUCGCGCUGAACCUGGGCAGAAACGCCAGGACAAUACGAUUUGUUCCAGAAACAUCUUUGGAUAAAAUUAUUUCUGACUCUGCGAUUGAGGACUCAUUACAGAAGUUGUUUUGUGCCUUGCUCAGAGGAGAUUUGAGCAAUCAAACUGAGUUUCUUAAUAUGCUGCCAGAAAGUAUUCAAUCAAAGUACAUGGAUAUAUUAACUCAUUUUCAAUCUGUUAAAGAAACUGAAGGAAAUCAUAUGGAUUUUAACCCUGAAGGGGCAAUGUUUGAAACAUUUGGAUUCAUUAUAAGAAGAGCAACAAGUUCACUUUCGUCUGCAGGAAGAGGGGUGUUUGUUACAACAGGAAAGAUCGAUUUCUGGCCUUGCUCCACCUUACCAUUGCAACCUUCUUCAGGGUUCCUCCGCAUCUGGUCUUUAGGUACUGUCUAUCAGCAAUAUGAACCAAUCCUUUUCCAGUCUAUAUGCAACCCAUUCAUCUUCCGGUGUAUAGAUGGUGUGUUAAUUGAUGGAAAUGAUAAAGGAAUUUCUAAAGUUAUUUAUAGAUCUUGCAGUGGACGGGAUAGACUUGGUCCUUGUAAAACAAGUGAUGUCACUUGGCUUACAGAAACCCCAGUCAAUCCAUUAGGUGUGGGACAAUAUGUCAACAACUGUUCUAAUGAAAAAGAAGCCAAUGUAUGCUAUCAGGAAUUUGAUGUCCCCAUAACGUUUCCUCUCGAAUUGCGUCAGUACAUUCCUAAUGUCAACUACAGGCAUGAUGCAGGAAGGCCUUUGCGAUGUGUAGUUCUUGUGGCUCUUCGAGACAUAGAAGUGGGAGAAGAGCUGUUUUCCAAUUACUACACUAUAAUAAAAUAAAAACACUAGACGUACCUCUUGUGGUGCUUCAGUCCACUCUCUAGAGUUGCACUUCCUAGCUAUUGAUGCUGAAUUCUUGAACCAUUUCAAAACAACGUUUUAAUAAGUGAUAAGUUGGU
This is a messenger RNA of Mobula hypostoma (lesser devil ray), 1330 nucleotides long. RefSeq names its product SET domain containing 9 (gene setd9). Bases 60 to 1211 code for a protein of 383 amino acids. The record is from RefSeq and is a predicted model, not a curated record. NCBI's taxonomy places the organism in Eukaryota, Metazoa, Chordata, Chondrichthyes, Myliobatiformes, Myliobatidae. Gene Ontology annotation, molecular function: protein binding. The transcript is spliced from 7 exons.